Stylophora pistillata is the source of this 1798-nucleotide messenger RNA. Its product is annotated as HMG box-containing protein 1. The record is from RefSeq and is a predicted model, not a curated record. Lineage: Eukaryota; Metazoa; Cnidaria; Anthozoa; Scleractinia; Pocilloporidae. Gene Ontology annotation, cellular component: nucleus. Gene Ontology annotation, biological process: regulation of transcription by RNA polymerase II. Gene Ontology annotation, molecular function: RNA polymerase II cis-regulatory region sequence-specific DNA binding; protein binding; DNA-binding transcription factor activity, RNA polymerase II-specific.
UCUAAUUGCGCAAGGAAAAACCGAAGUGGUCUGAACGGACUCGUUCCGAUAACUUGCGGUUUUUCGAAUCAUGAUUCGCUGUCUCGGUGCAGUUCACCUUGGCUGUUAAUCUUUGAGUUUCUUAUCUUAUUCUUCUCGUGUUGGUUCAAGUUGUUCAGAGUGGAACGAAGAUUUUCAUCCUUACAAGAUCAAUUUCAGUGAUUCCUGGUUAAUUUUGUUCCUGAGGGAUGCAGCCAAUUAAAGAAAGGCAAAUAAAGCCUUAUCAAUGCAAACAUUGUCCGAAGUCUUUUAAGAGCUCCAACGGUUUGAAAUAUCAUUUGGAUAAGGUACACAUUGCAGAAGAGAACAUGAUGGAAGAAGAGACCUGCUAUGUAAUGAAAGAAAACUCCUCACAAAUGCCUGAAAAGCCUCGCACUGUUCCCCCUGCUCUGAAUCUACUCACAGAAGAAGUAACUUUGCUGACGGAGUUUGCUCUGAUUGCUACCAGUCCACAGAGUCCUUUGGUGAGAGAAGUCUGGGGUGAGAACUCUGAUGUCAGGCGCCGUGAAGACGACAGCCCACCUCCUCAGCUUAUUAUGGAUCUUCAAUCUAAUGGUAAUUGGCGAUAUGUGUCACAAACCACUCCAGAAACUCCGAUACAAACAACUUUCCUAAACACUAUACCAGCUGCCAAAUGGCAAUAUUUUAUGGCGGGAACCAAAUUGAAUUUCCCUGACGAAGAUGGCUGGACCUGGCGAACGGUUGAUGAUCUCGAUAUGGAAAAAAUAUCUCCUGAUUUGUUUCGCGAUGGACUUCGAGUCGUAGACUGCCAGAGGAUUGAAACGAAAUAUGGUAACAAUACUAUGGAUGAAUACAUCGUAACUUUCAAAUCAUGCAGUGAUAAAGAAACAAGUCUUCAGGCUGAAAUCACCGCUGACCAUCCGUUCUUCGUCAAGGGAACAGACACAGCAGGUUGGGCGUCGUUUGACCCUGUUGCGACCGAAUCGCAUUAUGGGAUAAGUUGCCAGCCCUUGCAACGUGGUGAUGUCUGUGUUUUGCCACAUGCCCCAGAAGUUGUGGGAUUAACUUUGAAUGGAAAUGAAUUGGAUGGAAAGGAGAAAACGUCAGAAUUUACGGCUAUGGAUUCUACAGCCGCUCUUACGCUCAGCAGUAUGGCCAAGGAUAAAGAAGAGCACAGUCACCGAAGAACCAAACUACUGUCAGGGUCCCACACUCCACUCAGCCCAGUCAAAAGAAACAAUACGCAUCAGUUCAGCAAAAGGCCAAUGAACGCCUUCAUGUUAUUUGCUAAACGCUUCCGACUGGAAAUCACUCAGGCUCAUCCAGGCAAAGACAAUAGAGCAAUAAGUGUGAUCCUUGGUGACAAAUGGAAGGCUAUGAAGCAAGAAGAUAGGCGAGAGUAUGUGAUCCAAGCAAAAAUGUUAGCAGAUGAACACAAACGAGUGAAUCCAGACUGUUGGAAGAGAAAGAGAAACUCUGAGGGUUCCUCCAAGAUUAGCUACAGGAGACCAUAAAAGUGUGCGGCAGUAGAUCUCCAGAUGCCUAAUAUAUAUUCUUUUUUAGAUCAUUUUGUAAUAUAUGAUAUAUUUUAAACCAAUUCAAAAGAAUUUUUUCAUUAACGGAAAACAAGGCAUUAGUUAUACUAUGUAUAACGUAUUUAAAAGCUUCUUUGUAAAUAAUUCAACAUAGUUGUGAAAUGUUUUUUAUUGGGUUAUGAUUUUUAUAGAAUAGUAUUGAGAGUUUGGUAAGUUAUUCUGUCAUUAAACCUGGUUGUGAUUAAAUCAGCUUGAAAAACGAA